AAAGUUGCAGCAAUAAAUAAAAUGAAAAUUCCAGAGAAUUUGCCAGAGCAGGUCGCUGAAAAACAGAAUAUCCAGACAGGAGGAGUCAAAGCAUUAUUUGCCUCAGUGGUGCUGGCAAAAAAUUUCUUCAAUCUGUCUUUUGCAUGGUUUUCAUUAAAUUUAGCUUACUUCUGCCUCGUCCUGAAUGUGGGCAAGUUUGGUCUCAGCAUCUUCUUGGUGCAGCUCCUGUUUGGAGUCUGUGAGAUACCAGCACAUCUCAUCUGUAUUUGGAUUCUGGAAGUGGUGGGGAGGAAACUAUCCCUGAUAUCGACCCUCCUGGCUGGUAGUGCUGCUUGCUUCUUAACCCUGGCCUUUUCUCAAGAUAAUGCCGUUGCCCUAACAGUCCUUGCAACCAUCGGAAAGUUCUUUUUCAGCUGGUCUGGCUCGGUCUGUAUGGUCUAUGCUCAGGAGUUGUUUCCUACUUCUGUUAGGCAAACGGCAGUUGGUUUGGCAUCCACCAUGUUUAGACUAGGAGGGCUGGUUGCACCAUUGCUCAACAUGUUGGCCAGAUAUCACUGGUCCAUUCCCAUCACUAUAUUUAGCAGCCUCACAUUAGUCUGUGCAGGCCUGAGCAUCCUGCUUCCUGAGACCAGGAGGAUGGAACUCCCUGAUUCAAGUGAAGAGACUGAAAGCAACAAAAAUAUGAGCACCAAGAAGAGCAGCGAGGAUUCCAACAUGGCACAUGUCACCAUGAGUUCAACCAAACUGUAGUCAGCAAAUAUCAAUUAUCAUCUGUUCAGUAGAAUAACACCAACUGAAUUUGAUGGUUUGUGAUACUGGAGCUGGACAAAU
Molecule: messenger RNA, 831 nt
Organism: Thalassophryne amazonica
Lineage: Eukaryota; Metazoa; Chordata; Actinopteri; Batrachoidiformes; Batrachoididae
Product: solute carrier family 22 member 13-like
Exons: 6
Coding region: 22-750 (242 amino acids)
Biological process (GO): transmembrane transport
Molecular function (GO): transmembrane transporter activity
Source: RefSeq, a predicted model, not a curated record